AUGGCAGAUAUGAUUGAGAAAUUCAUCGAGGUCUUCAUGGACGAUUUCUCAGUAUUCGGGUCUUCAUUUGAUGAGUGCUUGGAGCAUUUAAGUCUUGAAGACAUCGUGCUAAGACACAGAAUCUCAGCAAAGAGUACUGAAGUGGACAGAGCAAAGAUUCAGGUGAUCGAUAAAUUAUCGCCACCUACAUCCGUGCAAGGUGUUCAUAGUUUCCUCGGGCAUGCCGGUUUCUACAGAAGGUUCAUCAAAGAUUUCUCAAAGAUUACUAAACCGUUGUGCUGUUAG
Molecule: messenger RNA, 285 nt
Organism: Olea europaea var. sylvestris
Lineage: Eukaryota; Viridiplantae; Streptophyta; Magnoliopsida; Lamiales; Oleaceae
Exons: 2
Coding region: 1-285 (94 amino acids)
Source: RefSeq, a predicted model, not a curated record